Messenger RNA from Dufourea novaeangliae, 4193 nucleotides. It is a transcript of the gene Ack-like, whose product is annotated as tyrosine-protein kinase PR2. Bases 3 to 3716 code for a protein of 1237 amino acids. The transcript is spliced from 9 exons. NCBI's taxonomy places the organism in Eukaryota, Metazoa, Arthropoda, Insecta, Hymenoptera, Halictidae. Gene Ontology annotation, biological process: protein phosphorylation. Gene Ontology annotation, molecular function: protein binding; ATP binding; protein tyrosine kinase activity. The record is from RefSeq and is a predicted model, not a curated record.
GAAUGGACACACAAGGAGGAAUGUCCCGUAACACUGGACCCGGUUUGUACGAGUUCCUUAUGGAAGCUGAGCUUCAACAAUAUUAUCCUGGGAUUCGAGGGGACUUGAAGGUACAGACGACUGCUCAGUUGAAGUAUGUAACAGAAGAAGAUCUAAAUGCCAUUGGAAUGAGUAAGCCUGAGAUGCGCCGGUUGAAGAAGUACUUCCAGAAACAUUUCCCCCAGAAUUACCUGUCCAAAUUCAAGAAGAUGCUCCUGCCGAAACGCGAGGAGCAAACCUCGGGCGCUUUGACAAUGCUGCCGGAGGAGAGGCAGGAUCGACCACCGAUUCGUGUUCCUAAUAAGCAUAUGAUACCGGCAGACGCUAUUAUUGUGAACAAAGAACUGGGAACAGGAGAGUUCGGAGUUGUGCAACAAGGCGUAUGGACGAACGACGGAGAGAGAAUACAAGUGGCGAUCAAGUGUCUGUCACGUGAGAGAAUGCAGAAUAAUCCUAUUGAAUUUUUGAAAGAAGCAGCGAUAAUGCACGCGAUCGAUCAUGAGCAUAUUGUGAGGUUAUACGGUGUAGUCUUAGAUACGAAUUCUUUAAUGCUCGUGACGGAAUUGGCGCCGUUGCGAUCAUUGCUGGAAUGCCUGAAGGAGCCAAGCCUGCGUCCCAGUUUUCCAGUUCUUUCACUCUGCGACUUCGCUGUACAGAUUGCGGAUGGUAUGCAGUAUUUAGAAGCGAAACGAUUAAUACAUCGUGAUCUCGCCGCACGAAAUAUCCUGGUCUUCUCCAAGAACAAAGUGAAAAUAUCCGAUUUCGGAUUGUCCCGCGCUCUGGGGGUCGGGAAGGACUAUUACCAGACGAAUUUCAAUGUGAACCUGAAAUUACCGAUCGCCUGGUGCGCCCCGGAAUGCAUAUCUUACUUAAAAUUCACCUCGGCGAGCGACGUGUGGGCCUACGGUGUGACACUUUGGGAGAUGUUCAGUUACGGUUUCCAACCCUGGGCGGCGCUGACGGGUCACCAGAUCCUGGAGGCGAUAGACGAGCCGAAUUUUCAAAGAUUAGAACAGCCAGAGUGCUGUCCGAAAGAAUAUUUCUCGUUGAUGCAACAAUGUUGGCAGCACGAGCCAUCGAAGCGGCCUAAGUUCUCGGAAUUGAUCAAUCUGUUGCCUGAUUUGAAGCCAGAGCAAGUUCAGGCGGUUCAGGAUAGCACAGAGACGGGCCAGCUUGUUUAUAGGCAAGGCGACGUCAUUACCGUACUGGACAAGGGGAGCAGCAACACGUUGUGGAAGGGCGUUCUGAACAAUGGGAAAACAGGCUUCUUCAAUCCUGCUCACACGAUAGCCUAUCUUGGCUCGAAUUUGCCAAGUAACAAGCCUGGCGAAUUUACUCGCGGAGAUGGUAAAAAUGCAUUCUCCUCCCAGCGACGGAAAAUUCGCACGGACAUGAUAUCUUCGCCGCAAGGCGAUUUGAAGCACACCGGCCAUGUUGGAUUGGACGGUGCCUAUUUCGGCGAUAUUGGCUUCCUUGGCGGGAAGAAUCCCCAUCUACCAAGGCAGGUAGUCACUCCCUACAAACCGCAAGAGGAUGUCACAGACAAUUCUAGUCAGAUCGUGAACCAAGACGCACGGAACACAGAAACUAACAGAGAUUUAUCGAGGGACAACCGAAAUGUCCAGCAGGAUACUCAAAACAAGCACGAAAGCUUGUGGUCGGACACGAGUUCCGAGGUGUGCCAUAUGGGGACAGUGGCUAACUCGAGUAAGCACUCUGUCUCGACAAACAUGGCGAACAGCACGGACGCACUUGGAGCGGACCACGAGUACCAUGAGAUCAGCGACGAGGAGAAUCAAGAGAGUCCGCUCCGAUUCGACCAAACGUUGAACUUCGAUUUCGGUCCGAGUUUGUUGGCCGAAAUGGAUCAAAUGUUCCGAUCAUUGGGGUCUUCACCACCGCCGCCGCCACCUGUUCAUCCCCUGUCCGCUGAACACGAGUCGAGUAACGUGAGAAACGAGCUGAGGGAGAUACAGGCGAAGCAGUGUAACAAGAAAAAACAAGCCACCGUGAAGCCUAUCUCAGCAGCCGAUCAGAAAACUCUCUACUCAGCCAUUGCUAUGGCACAGGAAUUGACGGCACGUUCCAUGACAGAUCUUGAACAUCCACCGGAGUCUCCCCGAACACCCGCCAGUCCUUCAAGACGCAGAAAGUUCUCUUUUAAGUUGCCACAUCAACACAGUCCUAAACCAGACAGACGACACUUUUCAGAGGAAGCAGCCAGUAUACCUGACAUACAGGCGACAUUGUCGGACGAGGCCAAGGAGGUGUACAACAGUCUAGUGGAGACGCCCAGCAUAGACACCGCACCUGACACGAAUCCGUUGCGUAUGCUGCGCUCCGGAGUGCCGAUAGUCAGGCCUCGAAUCCGCGGGAACAAACACGCCACCCUGUCCCAUACUGGCUCCCAUCAGGAGGACUUGUCCAGCGACACCUUUCACUUCGACGCUUAUCACAGUGGCUCGAGGACCCUGCCCAAGAUCAGAGCGCCGCCUCUACCACACGUUCCUCCCCCGUUACCGCAAACACGACACCUGGAGAGGCACCAUUCCGCCUUGGAGAUCGAGAACAAUCAGAAUCAGAACAAUGUCGAUGAGAAUCCGAUACCAUUGCCGCCCAGGGACAGGUCGAAGACCCUACAGCCUAAGUACAGUCUGCCUAGGCAUCAAAGAAAGCAUCCCCUGAUCAUUCCUGGUGAUGGGGUAACCAGAACUCUAGCCAAAAUGGCGGUGACCACACCGCCCAUCGAGGACCAGGUUGAUGGGAGUCUGCAAACUGCCAGCUCAUCGGUGGUCACUGCGUCCCAUCAAGAGGGAUACUCGUCGGAGACUUCGGCCAACAGUCCCGAGGAAUUUGAACAGCGCAUAGACUCCGAAUUGGCCGCUCUGGAUUCCCUCCCAGCCGAUGAAAACAACAGGCUUCAUCGGUUCAGCGUGAUCUCCGAAGACCUGCUUGAGUUCUCCGACAAUCUGAUAGACUGUGACGCCCCGGAAUGCCGAAGAUCAGCGUGGAAUCGAAAGAACGAAAUCGGCGAGACAAGCAGGAACUCGACUCCUACCGGGUCGAGCAAGUCCGAGGAAUCUGUAGCUUCCAGCAAACAUCAAGCUACGAGGGCACCCCUGGUCCAGAGGCCAUCCAACUACAUGAUGCAUUUCGAUUACGGGGAGUAUUCCGAGAACAGCUCGCAGAGGGUCAAACAGCAGCCGGAGAUGGUCGUGCAGUCGAAAGAGUCUUCCACUAUAGAGACAACGGAUAGCUUCCAUUCCGCGACAAACACGUACAAUCGGCUGUCCAGCGAGAAGCUACCGGGCCGUACCAGCGAUCUGUCGCGUCAGUCCGAUCACGUCAGUUGCGAGGACCUGCUGGAGUUCGCCUGCGACGGGCCGAACGCGAGGAGGACCCGUGGACCACGAAACGGCGAGCAGUCGGACGAGGUUAGGAUCAUGAUGAAGGUGUUGCACGAACAGUCCACACCGGAGUCUUGCAUCGCAGCGCUGAACGUCACCGAUUGGGAUGUUCUGGCGGCCAUCAAGCUGGAACGUCUUCAGAGUUUGUUGAAAAAGGAAAACAACUUCGUCGGCCUCGAGGACUGUAAAGUAAUGCUGAACCAGUGCGGCGGCGACGUCGUGAAAGCAGCUGCUUUAUUACGGAACACGGACGACACCGCUGCUGUUUGAGUUGGUGUUUUGGUAACGGGCUGGCCCAGCCACCAGACGCCUUGGAGAGCGCGUUAUUUCUGGCGGAGGAUGUUGACGGCCAAGCCGUCGUCGAAACAUGAUUUGGGGGGGUAAAUAGUAUUCUCGAAAAAUGACUUUUCUUCUCUCUCUUUUUUUUUUUUUGUUUUUGUAACGUUUUUGCGUUUGUCCCGCGUGUAGAAAGCUAGAACAAUUGAAGGCGACGUUUAUUUAUUAUUUUAGGAUUAUUAGAGACGGGAAUAGUAUUCGGACGUAUUCUUUCUACUGCCUAGAGAUGAGACAGGCACUCCGAUUUAGUACGUCGAUUGAGCUUCUCCUACAACGAUACAUGGCUGCGGGCUGGUCUCGCGGGAACAGAACAGAGUCUUUUAUGGAUGGAACCUAGUGACCUUCAUUGAAAUUCACUCGAGUGGGCUGUUGAACCCCUAGUAGGUACAAAUUGUCAGUGUUGAGAAGUGU